Salvia splendens (bonfire salvia) is the source of this 1496-nucleotide messenger RNA. RefSeq names its product serine/threonine-protein phosphatase PP2A-2 catalytic subunit. The transcript is spliced from 6 exons. The coding region runs from base 246 to 1166 and encodes 306 amino acids. Gene Ontology annotation, molecular function: protein serine/threonine phosphatase activity. The record is from RefSeq and is a predicted model, not a curated record. Lineage: Eukaryota; Viridiplantae; Streptophyta; Magnoliopsida; Lamiales; Lamiaceae.
CAGUUCCUAUUUGUAGAAAAAAUAAUUUCUAUUAAUUUAUCAGCUUUUCUGUAAUCACGGAAUGGCGCCGAGUUUCAGCUCGAAAAAAUCAUGAGGGGAAGGAGCUUCUGAUUGUUUUUCUUAGCAAUCUCCGAUUAUAGAUCUCCGUCGAUUCGUCGGCGGAUAUAAUUUUUCUGUUGUGUUCUUGGAUUCAAGGACUUUUAGAUCGGUAUUUAGGCAGCUAAUAGAUUUUUUUUGAGGCGAAAAUGCCGGGGCAUGGGAAUCUGGAUAGGCAAAUACAGCAAUUGAUGGAGUGCAAGCCGCUAUCGGAAGCGGAGGUGAAGAUUUUGUGCGAUCAGGCGCGGGCGAUUCUGGUGGAGGAGUGGAAUGUGCAGCCAGUGAAAUGCCCCGUCACUGUGUGCGGCGAUAUCCACGGACAAUUUUACGAUCUGAUCGAGCUGUUCCGGAUUGGCGGCAAUGCUCCUGAUACGAAUUAUCUCUUUAUGGGGGAUUACGUAGACCGUGGGUACUAUUCUGUGGAGACGGUCACACUCUUAGUAGCCUUGAAAGUUCGUUAUAGAGAUCGAAUCACAAUCCUCAGGGGAAACCAUGAAAGUCGGCAAAUCACUCAAGUGUAUGGGUUCUAUGAUGAGUGCUUGAGAAAGUAUGGCAAUGCCAAUGUAUGGAAGUCUUUCACUGAUCUAUUUGAUUAUUUGCCUUUGACAGCACUUAUCGAAAGUCAGGUCUUUUGUUUGCAUGGGGGUCUUUCACCGUCACUGGAUACCUUGGAUAACAUUCGAGCUUUAGACCGCAUACAGGAGGUUCCACAUGAAGGACCAAUGUGCGACCUUUUAUGGUCUGAUCCGGAUGAUCGCUGCGGAUGGGGCAUAUCACCACGUGGGGCUGGCUACACCUUUGGACAGGAUAUAGCUGCUCAGUUCAACCACACGAAUGGCCUCACCCUAAUUUCAAGGGCCCACCAGCUUGUGAUGGAGGGUUUUAAUUGGUGUCAGGAAAAGAACGUGGUCACAGUGUUUAGCGCCCCAAACUACUGCUACCGUUGCGGAAACAUGGCUGCAAUACUUGAAAUCGGGGAGAACAUGGAGCAGAACUUCCUUCAGUUUGAUCCAGCUCCCCGGCAGAUUGAGCCUGACACAACCCGCAAAACUCCAGACUACUUCUUGUGAGCUCCGAGGUCAGUUAAUAUCACAGUGGAUUACUGUCGACACAUCAUUCUUUGUUUGGAGUUAGGCCCUGCUCCCGAAUUCCUGUUUUGUUCUCGCCGUAACUAACCAUGGGAGGGAGAUGUUUUGUAUAUUUUGCCCCAAAAAGCUAAAAAGCAAUUUAUAUGGUGUUAUGUAAUUUAAAAAGGCUUUGAUAGGAUCCAGUUUUUUUAGAAAGAUCACAAGUAGCAUUGAAUAAACUCAUUGCUUGCCUGAAAUUAGUUUGUAGAAUGGAAUUUUUUGGAUAUUUGAGUUAAUGAUGUGAUGAUUAUGGUGUGUGAGAGAUACAUAAUA